Messenger RNA from Psammomys obesus (fat sand rat), 522 nucleotides. It is a transcript of the gene Spata33, whose product is annotated as spermatogenesis associated 33. NCBI's taxonomy places the organism in Eukaryota, Metazoa, Chordata, Mammalia, Rodentia, Muridae. The coding region runs from base 108 to 521 and encodes 137 amino acids. The transcript has 3 exons. The record is from RefSeq and is a predicted model, not a curated record. Gene Ontology annotation, cellular component: cytoplasm; nucleus.
CGCACGCGGUUGCCAUGGUAAUGAGCUCCCGAAGCGGAGCGUGAGUUUUGUGAGUUGGUCGGGUUACGGGGGCCUAAGGCCGCCCGACAGGGGUGGCAGGGUCACCUAUGGGCCAGUCGAAAAGCAAACCCAGAGAGAAGAAAGUUGAGGAGCAAAAGAAGAGCUCCAGCUUUGUAGUUGCAAAGGCUAAGGAGAAGCCGGUGGAGAAGGAGGCGAAGCAGCCUGACAAGGAUUUCUUGAGUCAGCUUCCCGACAGUUCGCACUUUGUUGCAGCCAAGUACUCAAAGCCUUCUUCCUCUUCCUCUGAAGACAGACCUGACAUAAAACAAAAGUCGAUCAAGAAGAAAAGUGUCAUUCCACAGAUCAUCAUCACUCACGCCUCAAACGAGACACUAAUCAGCUAUGGUGUCCCUGACAGCGAGGAACAGAGGACCAUUCGGGAACAUGCUGACUGGGGCCCUUAUUACCGGCACAGGAACCCCAGCACAAUAAUAGCCUACGAUGUACACAACACAGAAUAAA